Messenger RNA from Labrus mixtus (cuckoo wrasse), 1655 nucleotides. RefSeq names its product aspartate dehydrogenase domain containing (gene aspdh). NCBI's taxonomy places the organism in Eukaryota, Metazoa, Chordata, Actinopteri, Labriformes, Labridae. Gene Ontology annotation, biological process: NAD+ biosynthetic process. The transcript has 8 exons. The record is from RefSeq and is a predicted model, not a curated record. Gene Ontology annotation, molecular function: L-aspartate dehydrogenase [NAD(P)+] activity; NADP binding. Bases 645 to 1481 code for a protein of 278 amino acids.
CUGCCUGUGGCUUCUUUUCCCACAUGUCAUUCCCCACACUGUCUCUCCUGUUUCCUAAUCUAUCAACUACCCCGUCGGAUAUAGACAAAAAGCAAAAAAAAAAUCAAUAUUAAGGAAACUGAUUGCCAUAGAAAGCCAGCGACAACAACAACCAGCUGAUACUGACUUACAAAACAGGAGGGAGUUUUAGGUGGGUUGUGAUGAAUUAAUAGCCUCAAAAAAAUAAAUGUUUGAGUUCUCCAGAUGGCCACGCUUGGUCUAAUUUCUCGAGGAACACUUACAUUUUGAUAUGAUGAUAAAAACAGUGGAAACAUUUCCAACAACAGAGCUACAGAUAUCAAAACAUCUUAAAUUGAGCAUGCCAAAGACAUGUAGACAUGUUGGCUGAUGCAAAGCACAUGUUUGAUAUGCAUUAAUAUAAAUUGAGUUGCAUAUAAAUGAGGUUCUGAAUGCACCAGCAACUGAAAUUGCACAAAGGGAGGAGCCCAGUCUGUGACACUUCCACACACAGAAGGACAAACAAUGAUUAACUGGCGUCUCUGAGUCAAACUUUGACCUCUGCUUACCCACAAUUCCUGGAGUCGUGGGCUGUGUGUCAUUGUGAUCGGCACACGGCUCGGAGGAGUGUGAGAUUAUCUGAUGACAUGGCGACCGGCUCUCCCUCUCAGAGGAUUGGAGUUGUAGGAUACGGACAUCUGGGUCAGUUCCUGGUGGAGAGGAUCCUUAAAGACGGAGCCGCCCUCGGGCUGACUCUGGCUUUUGUCUGGAACAGAAAUUCAGAAAAACUCAAAGGUUUAGUCCCUGAUGAACUUGUACUCGGGGACCUGUCAUCCUUUGCAGACAGGCGCUGUCAUGUGAUCAUUGAGGUCUGCCAUCCACAGAUAGUCAAAGAUUUUGGGCCUCACUUCCUGUCCCGGUCUCAUUUUAUGGUUGGAUCUCCCUCCGCCCUCUCUGAUCCGGAUCUGAACCAGAAGCUGCGUCAGGCGGCUCAGCAGCACGGGAACACGCUCUACGUCCCCAGUGGUGCAUUAUGGGGAGGCCAGGACAUCCAGAGGCUGAAUGAUAGCGGGGGCUUGGAGGCUCUGUUUAUCAGGAUGUCCAAGCAUCCAUCGUGCUUCCGGCUGACGGGAGACGUCCUUUCCGAGUGGACGGAGGGAGAGGGCAGACGUGUUUUAUUCAAAGGCUCGGUGGCUGAGCUGUGUCCGCUCGCUCCAAACAAUGUGAACACCAUGGCGGCGGCAGCAGUGGCAGCAGGAACUCUCGGCUUCUCUGGUGUUCAGGGAGAGAUUGUGUCUGACACGGCGUUAAGUGAGUAUCAUGUGGUGGAGGUGGAGGUGACCGGCCCUGGUGGCUUCUCAGUGCGCACAGUGAGGAGGAACCCAGCCCGACUUGGAGCUGUGACCGGCAGUGCAACAUACAACUCCUUCUGGAAUAGUUUACUUGUUUGCAAAGGUCACGGGGGCCGGGUUUACUUGUGCUGAGGCAGACGAGAUAUCUGAAGGAUCUUCAACAUCUGCAGUGAAACUCCAGAUAAAUCAGAAGGUUUACAGCGGAUGAGAUGUGCGGAUGAUCUCCCAGGACCAGUGCGUUACUGAGAACAGACGACCUUGAGUAUUUGUGUUUCAAUAAAGUGCAUGCGUACAAAGAAAGAAGAA